AUGGAUCUGAACGUAAUGGAUAAAUUACGUUUGCUUAACAUCGAUUUAGAACUGCGCCCACAGAUCAAAAUGAAACCUAUGAGCCGAUAUUAUUUUCUUACAUCAACUAAUCCUAUAGAGCAAUUCUUCGUUUUCGCCUCCACCGCUGCCUGGCUUAUACGGAAAACUGGUAAAGAAUUUGAACAACCUAAUGAAGAAGACGACCCUAAUGCAACUAUAGCGAGCAUUUUAGAUGUUCUACGUGAAAGAGAUAUAACAGUUGAUUUUUCUUCUCAUAAAGUUAAGCAAGGAUAUGGAGAGCAAGUUUGUUAUAUUUUAAACCUUCUAGCGGAUGAAGCGUUGAAAAAAGAAAAUUUCGAAUGGCAGAAACCUAUUGUAGAUAUUCCCGAUCCCGAGGAAUCAACUGAUGACGUUGAUCAAAUUGAAGACGAAACUGAAAUUUUUCUCGACAAAGUUGAAGAAGAAAUGGCCGUUUAUACUGAUGAGUCAGAAGAGGAGAAUAAAGUUGAAAAAGAGUCAAUGAAUUCUGUUACAAUGGUCCAUGAUUGGGAAGAGUGGAAACUUGAACUGGAGAGAGUAGCACCCGCCUUGAGAUUGAAAAUAUCUGCUGAUGGACGAGACUGGCGCGCAAGACUAGCUCAAAUGGAAACCUAUAAAAAUGAACUAUUUGAAAGGCUUAAAACUACUGGUUCACAAAUUAAUAAACUACACAGUAAUAUUAGCUCAGUAAUGGAUAAAGUUUCCGCGCGAGAAAAUAUUUUAAAUGAACAAUUUGAACCGUUAGUUAAGGAGUAUGGGUCCCUUUUAAAUGAAUUAAAUAAAGUUACCAAUGAAUACAAAGAGGUGAGUGUAGGAGUUACAGAACGCCAAGAAAAGUUGAACGAGUUAACUGCAAAAGUAGAAAAUAUUAAACAAAAAACAGAAUUGAAAGGUUCAUCUAUGAACGACACCUCGCCACUGGUAACUGCAAAGAAAGCGGUUGAAACUUUAAAGAAGGAUAUACAAGAAUUGGACUUUCAGAUCAUUAUACUUCUUUGGUUGUUGAUCUCGAAAGAAAAUCCCAAGAGUAACAAUUUUUUGGCUAAUGCCGAGUCUAGGAUGUUGAAUAGUGAAGUUUAUUAA
Molecule: messenger RNA, 1122 nt
Organism: Parnassius mnemosyne (clouded apollo)
Lineage: Eukaryota; Metazoa; Arthropoda; Insecta; Lepidoptera; Papilionidae
Source: the annotation of a GenBank genome assembly